AUGGAAAUAACAAGUCGAUCCCGCUUAUCUGGGGGGUUGUUGGUAGCCUUGGUAUUUCUUACCACGCCUGCCUGGGCUCACGAGGGCCAUGAAAAUGUUCCCGAAGGUGCCGCCAUCUCCGAGGACCCCAUUGACUCGACAUUAUGGUUGCACAUGAUCCUCAUGGGAUUUGCCUUUGGCAUCAUUUUCCCACUGGGUAUGGUUCUCGGGAUCGUGCGCUCGCGCUGGCAUGUCCCUGUUCAGAUAGUUGGCACUGUCGUCGCAGUCGUCGCAUACUUUCUUGGUCAUGCGCAUAAGGGUCGCCAAUUCUCCAAGAAUGUCCAUGCAUCUUUCGCGAACACACUAAUGUUGAUGAUGGUGGUUCAGAUCGUACUGGGUGUCUAUCUCAAACUGCAUCUCACCAAGGGCAUCCACGGGCGGAUUCGUCGUGUUGUGGUUGUUGCGCACGGAGUGGUCGGCAAGGCUAUGCCGGUCGCGAGUUGGGUCCAGAUGCUAUUUGGAGGUAUCACGGCCCUGGGUUUCUGCCGAGAUGAUCAUCUGGGACAGUGCCUAGCUCAUUUUAUAAUGGGCAGCGCUUUCAUUGCCUAUGGAAUCCUGCUGACCAUCCUCCUCCUCGUCGGUCAGUACUGGCUUCGCCGCACUGGACGAAGCCAGGAAUUCUUCGACUCGCUGAUCAUUGCUGCCUGGGGCUGCGUCAACACCUUCACAGAGCACCGGUGGGGAGGUCCCUGGGUUCACAACGACCUGCAACACACAACGAUGGGAAUUGUUUGGUGGUGUGCUGGUUUGCUGGGAAUUUGGUUGAGCCGAAAACGCAACGGCCGCCCGAAGCGCAAUCUUAUUCCAGCCUUGGUUAUACUGCUCACUGGCUAUGCCAUGUCCGCUCAUCCCCAAAAUCUGAUGAUCAGUACCAUGAUCCACACCAUCUUUGGUUAUACCUUGAUGGCGGCCGGUUUCACCAGAAUUAUUGAGAUCUCCUUCGUGCUCAGAGAUAAGGGGACCAUCAACCCAGACGGUUCUGAUCCGAAUAGCUUUCAAUAUCUCACGCCUUUCUUGUUGUACGCUUCUGGGUUCCUCUUCAUGGGCGCCACUGAGGAGCAAAUGCAACUUCUUAGCGAUGCCGGAAUCACACAUGUUUCAUACGUCCUGAUUCUGUAUAGCAUUGCUUUCAUCCUCUUCCUGUUUGUCAAUGUUCUCCUGCACAUCUAUGCCGUUCAUGCAUGGCCCGAAUCCGCCAAGCCGCCGUCACGCUCCCGUUCUUCAAGUUUUGCAGAUGAUGCUGGCGAGGGGUCAUCCGGCUUCAAGCCCAACCAGCCCCACGGCCGCUUCCUAAACGGUCACGCCCGCUCCGCAUCCGAGAACCAGCAUGUUCAUGAUGCCGAGGAAUUUGAAUUACAGGGGCUUAUCUCAGAUGAGGAAGAUAGCGGAGAACAAAGCAGGAAUACGAUGGGGCCCAGAAAAACCGAGGACGAGGAAAGCUCUCCUCUCGUUGGUAAGGAGACCUCAAUGCGAUGA
Molecule: messenger RNA, 1515 nt
Organism: Aspergillus saccharolyticus JOP 1030-1
Lineage: Eukaryota; Fungi; Ascomycota; Eurotiomycetes; Eurotiales; Aspergillaceae
Product: Ytp1 family protein
Exons: 5
Coding region: 1-1515 (504 amino acids)
Source: RefSeq, a predicted model, not a curated record